AUGGUGUUAGGUUUAGGGCAGAAAGUAUUAGAAAAGACUCGUUUCCAGAAGGAAGGUGCCUGCGAUGCUCCACCACGAUUCCCAUUUGCAGAACUCAAAGAACAAUACCAAGACAUUACCACGUUUGCCUAUAAUUCAAUGGUGCAAUACGUCUGUCGUCCGGGUUACAUGAGAAAUCUUAAUGUCCGAGACUUCCUUACCUGUGGAAGGGGCAGUAAGUGGUAUGGACCAAAGGACAUCUGUAUACCAAAGUCGUGCAUCUACCCUGGAGAGCCAGACAACGGCAGGCUUGUCCUAGCAGAAAAAUACAGUUUUGGUAAUACAUUGAAACCAAGCUUAUCAAGUAAUUCCCUCUCCCCUGUUUCAUGCAGGUACAGAAUGGUUGGAAAUCCUCAGAUUUGGUGUGUGGUUAAAAAUGGGGUUGUUAUGUGGGACCGAGAUAUUCCCUUCUGUGAGCCAAUCCCAUGUUCACCCCCUCCGGAAAUAGCUAAUGGAGAGCACAGUGGAGCGGGCACAGAGGUCUUUGCAUAUGGGGCAUCUGUCACUUACACAUGCAACACUGUGAAAAGGGGAGAGAAGCCUUUCUCCCUGGUGGGAGAUGCCUCUAUUUUCUGUACGACCACAGACAACGUCAAUGGUGUCUGGAGCAAGCCAGCCCCAAAGUGCAAAGUGGUUAACUGUGAGCAGCCGAGUGUGGAGAACGGGGAGCUGCUGAGCGGGUACCGGGCUGAGUACACCUAUGGGGACACUGUUGUGUUCGACUGCCACUUCCGCUACACCAUGAACGGCAGCGACGCGUCCACCUGCAGGGAGAACGGGCUCUGGGACCCGCCACUGCCACGCUGUCUGCUCAAUAGCUGUGGUGACCCUCCAGACGUGCACAAUGCUGUUAAAGGAAAACUUGCUGGCAAUCUGUUUCCUGUGGACACUGUCAUUACCUACGAGUGCUGGGAGGGCCACCAGUUCAGCCCGGGGGAAGACACAUGGCACAUCACGUGUCUGCCGGAUUUUACAUGGACUGAAAUCCCCCGUCCUUGUGAAAAGCACAGGGUUGAGGAGGAGAAGGAGAUGCUGAGGAAAAAGGUUGAUGACAUCUUUUAUCUUCUGUUGUUUCUAGAACUUCGUUGCCCAAGGCCAGAUACUGCUCAUGGAAAAGAGGUUUAUCAAAACAAAAAUGACUACACAGUUGGGACCCGCCUGAGGCUGGAGUGUGAUAAGGGCUAUGUCCUCAGGGGCCAGGACAUGACUGAGUGUCAGGCUGAUGCCACCUGGGCUCCCCCAUUACCCUUUUGUGAUAAAGUCUGUGGCCCCCCUCCACAAAUCUCCAACGGGCAGCACUCUGGCUUGGGACAGGAGCAGUUUUCCUAUGGCACCGAGGUGACGUACAGCUGCGCGGAGGGUCUGUCCCUCAUCGGGGAUGCCACCAUCUACUGCACCUCUGAUGAUGGGGUGAACCUGGAGUGGAGCGGGCCUGCCCCAGAGUGCAGAGUGGUCCGGUGCCCCAGGCCCGUGGUUGAGAGGGGCAGGAUGACUCCACAGAGCUUCACGUUUCCCUAUGGAUCAGCCGUGCGCUUCUCCUGUGAGGAAGGCUUCGUGCUGCGCGGCGAAGCCGAGAGCCGGUGCCUGGCUGAUGGCGCCUGGCACCCCCCCCUGCCCUCCUGCCAGCCCGUUCAGUGUUUUCAGCCCUCGAGACAGGAGGACCUUGUGAUUUACACACUUAAGUUGUGGUAUGAUGUGAAUGAAACUCUGGUCUACUUCUGCAAGCGUGAUGGCCAUCAAUCCAUAAGGUCAGAAACUACCUGCUCUGCUAAUGGCACUUGGAUACCACCACCUACCUGUAAAAAGCGUGAUACAUGUGAGAAGAUCCUUCGGAACAGGGAAGCUUUUCAGUGUGGAGUUCCUCUGGCUGAACUGAAAACUCUGCUGGAAGUCCAGAAACUGUACCUGGAGAUCCAGAAGCUUGAAAAGGAGCUAAGAACCACAGCUGCACUGCAGCAGCUAUCGACUGGGAAGGGUCUCACCAUGCCGCGGUUUCUCUGCUGGCUGGGGCAGCUCCUGGCAGUGGUGGUGCUUGUGCUGCAGCCGGCUGGGAGUCGCAAGGUUCAGUGCCCCGUCCCAGAUAUCACCCAUGGACAGCUGGAACCUGCACAGAACUUCACCUCGGGCAGCACAGCCACGCUCAAGUGCGACACCGGCUACAUGCCCCUGGGUGCCACCAGCAGCGCCAUCACCUACUUGUCUUUCACUAAAGCAUGUGCAGGAGAGGGCCGGGGGGGGUACCGUGGCGAGCUGCGCUGCCUGACCUUUGGCGGUCAUUGUUCCUACCCUCCUGUCAUUGACCACACGGACCGAAACCAUCAGCGCGAGUUUCCAGUCGGGACAACCGUGACCUACUCCUGCAGAUCCGGAUACACUUUGGUCCCUGGAGUAUCUCCAGUAACUACUUGUCUUCAAAAUUUCACAUGGACCAGCAUCCCGAAGCUUUGCCAGAAGGUGCAGUGUCCCAGCCCGGAUAUCCAACAUGGGAGGGAAAUCAGUCCCAGGAAAGACGAAUACAGCUUUGGGCACCAGGUGGAAUUUCAGUGCGAGCUUGGCUAUGUGCUGAGGGGCAAUCAGAGGAUCCAGUGCUGGUCUGAUGGGACGUGGAGACCCCCCGUGCCAUACUGCGACAAGGUCUGUGGUCCCCCUCCAAAAAUCGCCAACGGGCAGCACACCAGCUUGGGAACAGAGCUGUUCCCCUAUGGCUCGGAAGUGAAGUACAGUUGUGUGGAGGGUCUGUCCCUCAUUGGGGAUGACUCCAUCUACUGCACCUCUGAUGAUGGGGUGAGCUUGGCAUGGAGCGGACCUGCCCCGGAGUGCAGGGGCUUCUUCACAGGCUUGACAGCUCCGGACUGGGGAUGA
Messenger RNA from Nestor notabilis (Kea), 2901 nucleotides. RefSeq names its product complement component receptor 1-like protein. The transcript is spliced from 20 exons. The record is from RefSeq and is a predicted model, not a curated record. Bases 1 to 2901 code for a protein of 966 amino acids. Lineage: Eukaryota; Metazoa; Chordata; Aves; Psittaciformes; Psittacidae.